Molecule: messenger RNA, 1057 nt
Organism: Ziziphus jujuba (common jujube)
Lineage: Eukaryota; Viridiplantae; Streptophyta; Magnoliopsida; Rosales; Rhamnaceae
Exons: 2
Coding region: 128-754 (208 amino acids)
Source: RefSeq, a predicted model, not a curated record
UCCUAAGAAUAUUGAUAAAACAAAAGUGCAACAUGGGGUAGAAAAGAAAGAAGAAACACGGUUGCCCACCAUCUUGCGUGGAACCAAACUUUCCCACAUACUCAUAGAUCACACCCUUUAUCCAACAAUGCCAUCUACAGUACCCUUAUUUACUUCCUUCAUGGAAAUCAUGAGAUCAAAGAAGCAUCAAACCCAAACCGGAACCGGCACCGACAAUUCCGCGGUGGUAAAAGCCGCAGCAUGGGCAUGGUACCAGCACGGAUCAGGAUCGGAAGGAAAACCAAGGCGGGAAUACGACUUGACAAGUUUUCAUCACGCUCCAACACCUUCUCGGUACAAAUUAGAAGCCAUUAGGAUUGCCAAAGAAGAAAAUUCCGAGGACUCAUCAUCGAUAAGCACUACCCCAACAACGAGUUGUACCCACAUGGAUAAUAUUGUUGGUUCUGAUCUUCUCGAUACGUAUGAGAUCGAACACAUUUCUAAGAAGUUGGAAGGGCUUAUAGAGUCAAGUGGUGAUCAAAAUUUGUUGACAAUGGAUCAUGAAAACAUCAAAAAAGAGAGAAAGAAGAAGAAAAAGGACAAGUUGAUAAUGAUGAGAGGGCUGGGUCAGGCAGUGAUGUGUCGAACCAGGAAAGAAGAUGUGGUUGAGAGUACAAGAGCUGCUGCCUUGGUCGAUGGUCGGCAGCGGCCGGAAAAGCGUAUCGUUCCUGUUGUUAGGAUGGCAAAUCGCCGACCACAGGCUACUCAUGCUUGAUCAUAGAACUUGUUAGCUAUAUUGAAGAGGACAAAAGCAAUAUGGAACCUCAGUGGCAAGCAACAGGUACAUUUUCCACCGGUUAAACAAAACUCUAAUACCCUUUUAUUACUUUUUUUUUUAAUAUUUUUAAUUUACUAUAAAGGAACAGUAUACUGUGGAAAGAAUUGGAUGAUUCGAACUCUGGAAUUUUGUCCGAAGCAGUGGUUUUGGCAAAAUGCCUUGCCAGGACAGAAAUGAAAUACUAGUUAAUUUGAACAGUGUAAUACUGAAUGACAAUUUUAUAUAUUUUUGUUCUAUUUU